UUUUUGUUUUUAAUUUGUUGAUAAAUCAAAAGCCGAGUCCAAAGGCCGAUGAAUCUGGACCGUUGGAUCUGCCUAAUUGAUUCAAUGGCUCAAGUCGUGAUUUCAUCAUUCACGAAGGUAGAGCGAAGGUUCAUACAUAUAUAUUUGUGGUCCAAUAACUCUGCAAGCUUGACUCCCUAUGCCUUGGGAUCAAGAUGUCAUCAACAAAAAUAAUUUUAAAAGGCCUCCUGAGCUUUUGAUCUGAGGAUUACACUGCAUACAUGGUCUCAUUGUUUUAGAGCUACAAAAUCCAUGCAUACCUCAAUUACGAGUGAAAAUAACAUGACAUUCUUUGUUUAUUAUGUUGUACUCGUGGCAACUAUAAUUAUUAUAGUGCCAGCAUCUGCAAAACCAUCAUCGUUUUCACUGUCAAUGGAAGCAAAAGCUCUACGGAUUAGUGGUUGGUGGAGCGGAAACAUCUCUUCAGCAAAUCACUGUGAGUUGCAGGGCAUCACUUGUAAUGAGGCAAGAAGUGUCACUCGCAUUGACCUUCACUUGUCUUAUACUUAUCCAUCCAGAAAGUUGGAAUACAUGAAUUGGACUUCAUUGCCAAACCUUGGAUAUCUAAAUUUGAGCUAUUGUUUCUUAGCUGGAAGCAUAUCUGACAACAUCGGUUCUCUGUCAAAGCUCACCUCCCUAGACCUCUCUUCCAACUCUCAACUUGAAGGUGCGCUUCCUUUAACCUUGGGAAACCUCACCCAACUGGUAGAACUUAACAUAUCUGGUACUCAAAUCAGUGGUCCCAUUCCUUCAGGUAUUGGUCAAUUAACCAAUCUAAUCUUUUUGGAUCUCCAUUCAAAUCUACUAAACAUUUCCAUCCCUUCAGAAAUAGGGAAUCUGAAGAAUUUGGUUGUGAUGGAUAUGAGUUCUAACAUCUUAAGUGGUCCAAUACCUUCAUCAAUUAGUAAAUUAACCAAUUUGACUUCUCUGGAUCUCUCUACAAAUCAAAUAAGUGGUUCUAUCCCUCCUGAAAUAGGAAAAUUAAAGAAAUUGGUUAAGUUGGGUAUGGGAACAAAUCAUAUAAGUGGUUCUAUCCCUCCUGAAACAGGAAAAUUAAAGAAUUAGGUUA
Messenger RNA from Camellia sinensis, 1108 nucleotides. NCBI's taxonomy places the organism in Eukaryota, Viridiplantae, Streptophyta, Magnoliopsida, Ericales, Theaceae. The record is from RefSeq and is a predicted model, not a curated record.